Molecule: messenger RNA, 1125 nt
Organism: Oncorhynchus masou masou (cherry salmon)
Lineage: Eukaryota; Metazoa; Chordata; Actinopteri; Salmoniformes; Salmonidae
Exons: 3
Coding region: 1-951 (316 amino acids)
Source: RefSeq, a predicted model, not a curated record
AUGAAUGCAGCUGAUGUUGUGGCCAAAUGGUUCCCUGUGACAUAUCACCAUGCUGAAAGGUUGUGGCCAAACGGUUUCCCUGUGACAUAUCACCAUGCUGAAAGGUUGUGGCCAAAUGGUUUCCCUGUGACAUAUCACCAUGCUGAAAGGUUGUGGCCAAAUGGUUUCCCUGUGACAUAUCACCAUGCUGAAAGGUUGUGGCCAAAAGGUUUCCCUGUGACAUAUCACCAUGCUGAAAGGUUGUGGCCAAAUGGUUUCCCUGUGACAUAUCACCAUGCUGAAAGGUUGUGGCCAAAUGGUUUCCCUGUGACAUAUCACCAUGCUGAAAGGUUGUGGCCAAACGGUUUCCCUGUGACAUAUCACCAUGCUGAAAGGUUGUGGCCAAACGGUUUCCCUGUGACAUAUCACCAUGCUGAAAGGUUGUGGCCAAACGGUUUCCCUGUGACAUAUCACCAUGCUGAAAGUUUGUGGCCAAACGGUUUCCCUGUGACAUAUCACCAUGCUGAAAGGUUGUGGCCAAACGGUUUCCCUGUGACAUAUCACCAUGCUGAAAGGUUGUGGCCAAACGGUUUCCCUGUGACAUAUCACCAUGCUGAAAGGUUGUGGCCAAACGGUUUCCCUGUGACAUAUCACCAUGCUGAAAGGUUGUGGCCAAACGGUUUCCCUGUGACAUAUCACCAUGCUGAAAGGUUGUGGCCAAAUGGUUUCCCUGUGACAUAUCACCAUGCUGAAAGGUUGUGGCCAAACGGUUUCCCUGUGACAUAUCACCAUGCUGAAAGGUUGUGGCCAAACGGUUUCCCUGUGACAUAUCACCAUGCUGAAAGGUUGUGGCCAAACGGUUUCCCUGUGACAUAUCACCAUGCUGAAAGGUUGUGGCCAAACGGUUUCCCUGUGACAUAUCACCAUGCUGAAAGGUUGUGGCCAAACGGUUCACCUAUGACCUGCUGGUAGUUGGUACUUUCAAAAUGCAGAGAAAUCACAUCAAAACUCAUUUUAAGUGUUAAGAAGUGUAUAUACUGUAGAUUUAGGGAACCAAAGGUUGCCCUGCUGCAUGUCACAAUUUAGUUAUUGAUCUGUGUUUCAUCUCUACGAAAUGGGAUUAGAAGGUAAAGUUAUUUUUUUUAA